GUCAGUCGUCUAAUCAGACAAAAGAGGCUGCCAUCUUGCUUGUCAUAUGCAGCGCCCUCAGUUGACAGCUAACGACGCCGGCAGAGUGAACUUUCGGUGAAUUUUGGAAAUUAAAGAGCUAGAAUGGAGGACAGGGCACCUGCAUGCCUGUUUGCAUUUGGUGUGAUUUCAGACACACAGUAUGCCGACAUCGACAACCGCCCCAACUUCACCAAGACAUGCACCCGCUACUACCGCAAUGCCCUGACACUUCUGAGCGAAGCCAUAGACCACUGGACCAGCAGAGAUCCUUCGGCGGUGCGGCCAGAUUUUGUCAUGCAGUUGGGAGACAUCCUAGAUGGCUUUAACAACGAGGGAGGCAAGGAAGAAUCAUGGCGCAGUCUGGAAACUGUCCUGGGCCAGUUUGACCGACUGCCUUGCCCAGUGCACCAUUUAUUGGGAAACCACGAGUUCUACAACUUCAGCAGGGUGGAGCUCAUGACUAGUAGGCUGUUCACUGGGGCGGAUUUUGAAUCUGCUCCGAGGAACUCCAAGUGUCGGUGUUUUCCCGACGUCAUCCCCACCACCGGAUCAGGCGCGGAGGGCUUAGCUGCGUAUUACCACUUCAGCCCCGCGCCGGGAUUUCGGAUUGUCGUCUUGGACGCGUACGACCAAAGCAUCAUUGGGCAUGCGGAAACGUGUCCCAUCGGCCAGGAAUCACUGCAACUUGUUCGCUCCAUCAACAAGAACAAACUUCUCAAUUCUCCUGAUGGGUUGUCAGUCUCCCAGAGGCGAUUUGUUGCCUUUAACGGUGGGCUUGGGGAGGAGCAGUUGGAGUGGUUGGAAGAUUUGCUACGGCGGGCAUGCUCUGCCGAGGAAAAAGUCAUUGUAUUUGGCCAUAUUCCAAUCUACCCCAUAAACGGAGAGCACACAUGUCUGUUGUGGGACUACCAGGAAGCCUUGAAGAUUUUGCGUUCCUUCCCCUGCGUGAUUGCUACGUUCACAGGUCACACCCACAGCUACAGGUACUGCGUCGACGCGACAUCAGGGAUUCACUUCAUCAGCUUCCCUGGCAUUGUGGAGAUUGGGCCUGGCAGUAAUGGUUUUGGGACUGUUCUGGUGUAUGAAGACAGACUGGUUCUACGUGGUGUUGGCAAAGUCAGAAGUUUUGAGAUGGUGUUUCCCAAAGCAGGCAGCUGUGAACCAGCGGCAGCAGAACAUUUAUGAAACUGGGAUUAGGAGGGGAGGGGGAGGGAGGUGUGAUGAUCGGUGCAAAUGAUCACGAGGCCGAAGACUGCGCUCAGACUUACAAGCUGAAAACCAGAUAUGCAUUAUUCAUUGCACUGAGACACUGUAUACAAACAUGUUCAAUAACUAGUUAACCCUAACCCCGUAGUACUUCCUCAGGACUACCCUGCUAAAUCCAACAGAGUCCAACCUGUCUUUCCUGUUAAAUCCACUGUGCCUCAUUUUCAGUUGUCUGCUGAAUCCAACGGAGUCCAA
Molecule: messenger RNA, 1482 nt
Organism: Patiria miniata (bat star)
Lineage: Eukaryota; Metazoa; Echinodermata; Asteroidea; Valvatida; Asterinidae
Product: manganese-dependent ADP-ribose/CDP-alcohol diphosphatase-like
Exons: 3
Coding region: 124-1206 (360 amino acids)
Molecular function (GO): ADP-ribose diphosphatase activity; manganese ion binding; 2',3'-cyclic-nucleotide 2'-phosphodiesterase activity
Source: RefSeq, a predicted model, not a curated record